CAGAGCUGGGUCCUGAGGAUCAGUGGAAGAAGUGGAGGGUAGUAGUCGAGAAGUGGCAGCGGUGACCGGCAGUAGGCAGCCCGGAGCAUGCUGUUAUCAGGCGCUUAUUGCCAUUUUUGGAUUGCUGGAUGUGACCAGUGGUAACCUGUAUCUGUGGCAUGUAACUGUAAGCUAAACGUGUAACACUGCAGAAUGGCAGCGCAGAAGAUUCGGUCCGCCAAUGCUAAUGGCCUUCCACGCUGCAAGUCAGAGGGCACCCUGAUUGAUUUUAGUAGUGGAAUUCCUGAUCCUAAUUUAAAUGAAGUCAAAGUAUUGUCGCCGAGCUCCCUGCUCAUUGAUGGCCCUGCAUCCCUAGAGCAUGUGAAAGAAGUGGUGGCUAUCAAAGACUAUUGUCCCAACAAUUUCACCACUCUGAAGUUUUCCAAGGGAGAGCACCUAUAUGUAUUGGAUGCCUCGGGGGGUGAUUGGUGGUAUGCACACAAUACCACAGAGAUGGGAUAUAUCCCUUCUUCUUAUGUGCAGCCCCUUAACUACCGUGACUCCUCCCUCAGUGACAGUGGAAUGAUUGAUGGAUUGCUGGAGAGUGUAGAUGAGGGUGUGAAGGAGCUGGAUCUGCUUGGAGACUGGAAUGAUAUUCACAACCAAAACUCUAACAAAACUUAUCACAACAAUCCCUUUCUGCGACCAUCUAUUUCUAACCCCUUUCUGAAUGGACCAUUGAAUGCCCCCAAAAAUGAAGCUUCUGAUACCAGAAGUUCAGUAGAUUUACUACUUUUUGAUCCACUUGUUACUUUAAACACCACAUCUUCGGAAGCUAACACUGAUAUAUUUAUAGAUUUACAACCUCAAGCCGCACACACAGAAGUAAUGAAAGAAUAUGCUCCUGUGAGGAGGGAUAACCCAUUCUUCCGGAGCAAGCGUUCUUACAGCCUCUCCGAGCUGUCUGUCCUCCAGGCCAAAUCUGAUAGUCCGGCCACGGGCAGUUUCUUUGCUGGCCUGAAAUCUCCAGCGCCUGAGCAGUUCCAGAGCAGGGAGGACUUCCGUACUGCGUGGCUCAACCAUCGCAAACUAGCCCGGUCCUGCCAUGAUCUGGACAUGCUGGGUCAGAAUCCUGGUUGGGGUCAGACACAGCCUGUGGAGACCAGCAUUGUCUGCAGGCUGGACAGCUCGGGGGGUGCCGUGCAGCUGCCGGACACAAACAUUAGUAUCCUAGUACCCGAGAGUCAUGUGGCUCCUGCGGAAACCCAACAGAUCUCCCUUAAAGCAUUGCUUGAUCCACCUCUUGAGCUAAGUAAUGACAAAUGUACCACAGUCAGCCCUGUGUUGGAAAUUAAGCUUAGUAACCUGGAAGUGCAGAGCCCCCUCACAUUGGAAAUGAAGGUAUCAGUCGAUUUGCCAAAUACCGUGACACAGAAUGUGGUAAAAAUAAACUGCCUGAGGAGUGAUGUUAAGGAAGGGCCCUACACUCUAGUGCCACAGUCAUACAUAUAUGGGGACACAGUCCAAGUGAAGUUAGAAAACCUGGAACCGGUUAUGUACAUGGUUAUGGUAGCUCAAGGACAGCACAUUGUUUCUCCAUCCACUGUGUGGGACUAUAUUAACAAAAAGGUCACUGUGGGACUUUAUGGCCCCAAACACAUACAUCCUUCAUUUAAAGCUGUAGUGGCAAUAUUUGGUCAUGACUGUGCCCCAAAAACGCUCCUAGUCAGUGAGGUAGGUCAGCAAGUAUGUUCUUCUGCUCCAGUGACCCUGCAGCUAUGGGGGAAGCAGCAGUUUGUUCUCCCCAGACCUCAGGAUUUGAAAAUUUGCCUUUUCUCCAACAUGACAAACUACAGAGUCGAUACUGACGACCAAGGGAAAAUGGUACGUGGGUUCCAACUUAAAUUGGGCAAGGUGAGCCGGCUUAUUUUCCCCAUCAAUUGCCAAGAUCCAGCACAGUUAUCAGACUUUACUGUCAGAGUGCAAGUUAGAGACGAGUUGGGGAACAUCUUGUCUCAGUUCUGUGUGCAAACUCCUCAACCACCUCCAAAAACUGGGCAAAAAUCCACAGGGCCUAGAAGGUUCCUUAAGAAAAAAGAGGUUGGCAAGAUUGUACUCUCUCCACUUGCAGUCACUUGCAAGUAUCCAACCUUCCAGACACGCCCAAUAACCAACAUGAAAUAUGGAAAACUCUUGAAAACUGUGGUGAGGCAAAGCAAAAAUCCGUACCUGCUGGAGUAUAAGAAAGGGGAUGUGGUGGGUCUCCUAAGUGAGGAGAAGAUCAGGCUAAAGGGGCAACUGUGGACCAAGGAGUGGUACAUUGGAUAUUACCAGGGUAAGGUGGGCCUGAUACAUGUAAAGAAUGUUCUUGUCGUUGGUAAGGUAAAGCCAAGUUACUUCUCUGGAAAUGAACUGACAACAAGCUCUCUGCUGGAGCAGAUUCUACGCCCCUGCAAGUUCUUAACCUACAUUUAUGCCUCUGUGAGAACCCUCCUUAUGGAAAACAUUGGCAGCUGGCGUGCCUUUGCAGAUGCUCUGGGUUACGGAAUCCGUCCAUUAUCUUAUUUUUGCCGGGUGGAGCUAGAGAGCGAGCCAGAAAGGGUGGCAUCUGUACUGGAAAAACUGAAAGAGGAGUGUAAUAAUAAUGAAAGCAAAGAUCGGAAGUCAUUCCAGAAAGAAUUAAUUGGGGCCUUGCUGAAAAUAGACUGCCAAGGUCUAGUGGUACGUCUCAUUCAGGAUUUUGUUCUACUUACUACGGCGGUGGAAGUUGCUCAAAGGUGGAGGGAACUAGCUGAGAAGCUUGCAAAGGUGUCCAAACAACAAAUGGAUGGCUAUGAAGCCCCACAUAGAGACCGAAAUGGGGUGCUGGAUAGUGAGGCCAUGUGGAAGCCAGCGUAUGACUUUCUCUUGACUUGGAGCGCCCAAAUAGGGGACAGUUACCGGGAUGUGAUUCAAGAGCUGCAUAAUGGGCUGGACAAAAUGCGCAAUCCGAUCACUAAGCGAUGGAAACAUCUCACUGGAACUCUAAUCCUUGUGAAUUCCUUGGAAAUUCUUCGAGCCAUGGCAUUUAGCACACACGAAGAGGAGGAUUGCAUCAUUUGAUGGCAGAGCCUAAGAAAGACUGGACAUUCUGCGUUCGCCUGAUGUAAAACCCUUUUUAAAGAGCUUUCCAAUGCUUCAAAGAAUGGGAGACUUUUGCAUCUACGCUACAAUUCAAACGUUUAAGUUUAGUUUCUUCACUGCCAAAGGGUCCAAGAUAAGACUGACCUAGUUCUAUUUGGAACGUCAUUCCUGGAAUCCACUGCACUGGAUGGCAGUAAUCUGCAUAUAUGUAUAGUGUAAAUAAAUGUGGUCAUAGGCCAAAGGCAGGGAGCUGGAUGCAUAAUGUUACCAGUCCUUUCAACAGACUUGUUUUUUUUUUUUUUUUUCCUUUUUCCUUUUGGCCUUGAGUUCCUGAC
Molecule: messenger RNA, 3437 nt
Organism: Pelobates fuscus (common spadefoot toad)
Lineage: Eukaryota; Metazoa; Chordata; Amphibia; Anura; Pelobatidae
Gene: SH3BP4
Product: SH3 domain binding protein 4
Exons: 5
Coding region: 193-3081 (962 amino acids)
Cellular component (GO): cytoplasm
Molecular function (GO): protein binding
Source: RefSeq, a predicted model, not a curated record